Eurytemora carolleeae is the source of this 1107-nucleotide messenger RNA. RefSeq lists its product as uncharacterized. The record is from RefSeq and is a predicted model, not a curated record. Gene Ontology annotation, molecular function: metalloendopeptidase activity. Gene Ontology annotation, biological process: membrane protein ectodomain proteolysis; Notch signaling pathway. Gene Ontology annotation, cellular component: plasma membrane. The annotation marks the transcript as partial. NCBI's taxonomy places the organism in Eukaryota, Metazoa, Arthropoda, Copepoda, Calanoida, Temoridae. The transcript is spliced from 5 exons.
UAGUACAGUCUACAGCUGUAUUUACUGGCAUAACAUAUAUAUUUAUAUAAUUAACAUGUGUAAAAUGAUAAAGUUAUGUGAUGAGUGUGCGUGAAAAUGCCGCGGUGGAAGGGAGGAGGGGGGGAGGGAACCCCUCCAGGGGGGGAACAUUGGGCACCACCCAAUAAUGUGAGAAAAAGAAAAGCUUUGUUUAAGCUGCUAGAUUCUAGAAGUAUAAACUGCUGCAGAGGGUUAAAUCUUAUUCUUGGAGUUCUUCUACUUUUUCUUCCGCCAACUUCACAAGGAUCUCCUUUAAACCAGUAUAUCAGCUACUAUGAACCUGUUUACUACAACGCUAGUGAACUGGCCGGCCAGCUAUCCAGCUACAGAACACGCCGGUCAAUCCACCACAACAACCACAAUCCACAUUUUGCCUUCGAUUUCCAGGCGCACAAAAGAUUGUUCCGAUUACGCCUGGACGGAUCAGCUGAAUCCAUAUUCUCCCCUGACGUUGAAUUCACCAGCACCAGAGGGCCUGUACAGUUUCCUGUACAUAGAGUAGUACAUGGAUAUAUAGAAGAUGAUGGAGUGUCGACAGUGGAUGGUAUUGUUCAAAGCGACGGUAUUUUCGACGGGAAUAUUGAGACUCGGGAUGGAGUUUUUUACGUAGAACCAGCCUCUAGGUAUUUCAAAGAUCCCGAGUUCCCCGUUGUAAUCUACAGUGAGUCUGAUGUAAACCACCCUGUUGACGCUGCCCGUCAUGUCCCAGUCAACUCUGUGAUAUUUAAUUCGUUACCUGCACACAUUCAGCGGUCCAGCUCACAGUCUAUUCAUUCAGAUCAAAUUAGGUUAAAUUUCCAAGAUGGCGUCAGUCAUCGGACACGUGACAGUGAAAAUCCGCAAAUGUCAAACCGUUUUCUGGCGCGGGAAAACCAGAUGUUUCCAGACCUAACAAAUCAGUUAUAUGAAAAACUGGAUGACUCUGGAUCUAUUUUUAAUAGUGUAACUCAAGAAGCUCAAAAAAAUGCUUUCAACUCCAAAAUUCGGAGAUCCGCUGAUUUCGCCAAUGGUAGAACUGGAAAUCAAAUUGUAGAAAACAGAAAAACAACUUGUAUGCUCUAUCUUCAG